AUGUUUCGUCAACGUUUACUUUCAACAGAUGCCUUACCCCAUGAUUCUCCUGACUCGGCUAAUGCCUCACCUACUCUGCCACACCACCCACGGUAUAAACACAAUGUUGCUCAUGUAUCAGUACAAACAUUGGAGACAAUGCGUAGUAAUAAUGCCAGUAUUCCAUGUAAAGAAUCAAAAGAAAAACGCCAGCAACAUCCGUGGCUUCCAUUACCAAUUCAUGAAAAUGUCUCACGAUUAUGUCAAUUACGAUCUGUAAGACAUUUAACAUUAAUCGAACAACGUGUUCGAAAAGCACAUCGUUUUGAAGAAAACUAUAAUAGAUUAUUACUACAAUUUGACAUUAAGUUGCGAUUCGAUUUACAACAACGGUUAGAUUACUAUGCUCACCAUUGGAAUAUACAUCCAAGCGUUUUAAUGAUUAAUUUAAAUCGAUUAUAUCAUCUCAUUUCUCGAUUUACAUUGCAUGAUUAUGUAAUUAAACGACAACAAAAUUCCUAUGAAUUAUCUAUCGAUGAAUGGUUUAUUGCUUUAGAAUUUUAUUUACAAAUGGAUGCAUCCUGUUUCUAUAUGAAGACGUGUAAUUUUCGUAAUGCAAAACCACGUUGGAAUUAUGUCGGUCUAUUCAUUUAUGAUCAACCAGAAGCCCACUAUGGUACGAAUAAAUGUAACGACACAAGUUGCCGUUUCUGUUACGAACGAUGCGAUUUAACUCGACGUUUUGAACGGGCAACAAAUUUUUCUAAACAACAAAUUCAUUGUUUCCUCAAUCAAUAUAAAGUCUAUUUAAAUUGUGAUGUCACUUGUAUGACAUCAAAUAUCAUCUAUGCAUUGACAUGUCCUUGUCAUCAUUUCGAUUAUAUCGGUCGAUGUUGUGAAGCAUUUGGAGAACGAAUGAGAAAACAUCGUACGUAUGGAUGUCGACUCGUCAGUAAUUUUCUUAUUGGUCAAAUUAUUGCUGAUCGUCUACAAGACGAUCGAGAACUAGAUCCAUCGAUUCCUGAUUGUCAAAAAAAGCUCUAUGCACAUUCGAAACAAUGUUCUAUUGCAUUGAAACUCUUCUUAGAAUGUCAUCCUGAGUAUUGGUGUUUCGUACCUGUGACAUGUGAACAAGCUCGGAUCGACAAUGCGGAUCUAACUGUAGUAGAAAGACAAUACUUGGCUUAUUAUCAAAAUUCACCUUCCACAAACUGUGAAAUUAGUAUAUACGAACGUGCUUUGCCCUUAGUUCGAUGGUGUGUCAAUCAUGUGCCAUUGCCUCCAUUAAAUUAUACAUUUUCUUUGCGGCAACUACUUGAGCAAUAUGAAUUUUUUCGCACCAAAUCUGAAGUUACUGUAACACGAUUUCUUGAUCUCUACAAUGCCGCAAUUGUUAUUGCUUUGCCUGAAAAUGCUUCCACUGCUUUACGUCAUACUGUUGAAGCUUUACUGGUUAUGUACGCACAACCCAAAUUAGUGAUUACUACAGAUGAUAUGGAUGAAAAAUUGGAAGCAAAUACUACUACGCAUGAUGGUUUUUGGCAUCAACACUUAUAUCAUCCUCGUGUAUUAGCAAAGUUAAAUGCCAACAAUGCAUAA
Molecule: messenger RNA, 1578 nt
Organism: Rotaria sp. Silwood1
Lineage: Eukaryota; Metazoa; Rotifera; Eurotatoria; Philodinida; Philodinidae
Source: the annotation of a GenBank genome assembly